This is a messenger RNA of Torulaspora delbrueckii, 1710 nucleotides long. It is a transcript of the gene DPL1, whose product is annotated as sphinganine-1-phosphate aldolase DPL1. Gene Ontology annotation, molecular function: sphinganine-1-phosphate aldolase activity; pyridoxal phosphate binding. The coding region runs from base 1 to 1710 and encodes 569 amino acids. Gene Ontology annotation, biological process: carboxylic acid metabolic process; sphingolipid catabolic process. The record is from RefSeq and is a predicted model, not a curated record. NCBI's taxonomy places the organism in Eukaryota, Fungi, Ascomycota, Saccharomycetes, Saccharomycetales, Saccharomycetaceae. The transcript has a single exon. Gene Ontology annotation, cellular component: endoplasmic reticulum.
AUGAAGGUCGAAGUUAACACCUUUUAUAUAGGGGAUGAGCUAAAGCUAAAGGAAAUACUUCUUACCGGAUAUGCAUACUGCAGAAACUAUCUCCAGACAAGUUCAUGGAUUAGCAUUCUGAAGGACUAUUUGCUGCUAGUUUUUACCUACAGGCUCUUGAACUUUGCUACCUUCCAGUUGAAAGUCUUUGGGCUCCGCGGUUCAUUAGGCAAUCUAUAUCGUUCCAUCACAUCAAGUUUCUUUAAAUGGCUACUGAGAAGCUCGCUGAUGAAGAGCUCUGUCGAUGUUGAGGUUAAUAAAGCCACCAGGAGUAUUGAGAGAGAUUUGAUUAAGAAUGAUGCAUCUUUAAAAGAUUUCGAAGAGUUACCAGCUGUAGGAUUAUCGGAAAAAACGCUCCUCGAGGAAUUGGAUUUGAUGGAUUCUAUACUUCCCCAUACAGAGUGGAAGCGCGGAAGGGUGUCGGGAGCUGUUUACCAUGGCGGUGAUGAGCUCGUUCAUUUACAGAGUCUAGCAUUUGAAAAAUUCUGUGUUGCUAACCAGCUGCACCCAGAUGUGUUUCCUGCAGUACGUAAAAUGGAAGCUGAGGUGGUUUCAAUGACUUUGAACUUGUUCAAUGCUCCGAAGGAUACCGGUUGUGGUACCACCAGCUCUGGUGGUACCGAAUCUCUCUUGUUAGCAUGUUUGAGUGCCAAGAUGUACGCAUAUCAUCACCGUGGCGUAACAGAGCCUGAAAUGAUUAUUCCUGUCACUGCUCAUGCAGGUUUCGAUAAAGCUGGUUAUUAUUUUGGCAUUAAAAUACAUCAUGCCAGACUGGAUCCCGUAACGUUCAAAGUGGACCUUAAGCAGGUUAAAAAAUUCAUCAAUAAAAACACCGUGCUUCUGGUAGGUUCAGCUCCAAAUUUUCCCCAUGGUAUAGUAGAUGACAUCCAAGGUUUGAGUGACCUGGCUUUACGUUACAAAAUCCCACUUCAUGUCGAUUGUUGUUUGGGAUCUUUUAUUGUUGCGUUUAUGAGCAAGGCUGGCUUCAAAGAUUUGGCUCCGUUUGACUUUAGAGUUCCAGGAGUAACUUCAAUCUCCUGUGAUACUCACAAGUAUGGCUUCGCCCCAAAGGGCUCUUCCGUGAUCAUGUACCGUAAUAACGAUCUCCGAAUGCACCAAUACUACGUCAGUACCGAUUGGACUGGUGGACUUUACGGUUCACCUACGUUGGCGGGAUCAAGACCGGGAGCGUUAGUUGUGGGGUGCUGGGCAACUAUGAUCAGCAUGGGACAGAAAUGUUACAUCGACUCCUGUAAGGAGAUUGUCAACGCAUCGAGAAAAUUAAAAGCCACAAUUCAACGGGAUAUUCCAGAUCUAAGAGUUCUGGGUGAUCCCAUAUGUUCUGUAGUGUCUUUCACUUCUGACAGGUAUGACGUUUACGAACUGGGGGACAAAUUGGCAAAAAGAGGUUGGCAUCUAAGUUCGUUGCAAAAACCGCCCGCUCUACACCUGGCUAUUACCAAACCAAGUGCAAGCUCCAUAGAUGAACUAAUUGAAACCUUGAAAGAACUUGUAUCAGAAGCGAGGAAAGAUCCGGAUUCUAAACCCUCCUCUGACGGCACUAGUGCCUUGUAUGGUGUCGCUGGAAGCGUCAAGACUACCGGGGUCGCUGAUAGACUGAUUGUGGGAUUUUUGGAUACACUAUUCAAGCUGAAGCCAGCAGAUUCGUAA